Echinostoma caproni is the source of this 438-nucleotide messenger RNA. The record is from the annotation of a GenBank genome assembly. Lineage: Eukaryota; Metazoa; Platyhelminthes; Trematoda; Plagiorchiida; Echinostomatidae.
AGCCAGACAACCAAGUCUUUCCUUAGCUGUCUGUAUUAUAAACCAGUGCUCAAUUUGGCCAAGCUUAAUCCAUCUCUUUAUGCAGUUCUACCGGAACUGUUGAACAUAAGACAACUGCGUCGUGCACUUAUCCACCUUUGGCACCAGAUUUCACGAUGUGAUGCUAAAGUUGCGUCAGAUUUGCGUCGAUCGUUACGCCCAAAGGACUAUAUGCUCUUCAGCCUGAACGAUUUAGAUCUCUACUCAGUGCAUGAUUUGGUUGAAGUUCAUUCCGGCCGUUUGGAACGUAAAAUCACUGCCGUACUUAGCAACGUGGCUUUGGCUCACGUCCACGGCUGUCUCGCAUGUCGUCGUCGUGCUUUACUGUGCGAUUUGUGUGAAGAUUUGCGAUACCCCAUCUGGCCGCAUGAAGUCACAACCUAUCGACGGGUACGCUGA